AUGGAAGUAAAAACUUAACACACUGACUCAUCCUUAGAAAAUGGUUCCAUAGUCAGCCUCUACUGUGCCUCCCAAGAGGUUCUCUGUCAGAUUGUCAGAGGCAUCAGCCCUGAAGAGCCCAACAAUGCCACCUUGAUCACCUGGCAAGAGAGGGUCAGGAAGAGGUAUGGCUUCUACAUCGGUGUGGGUCUCGCCUUCCUCUCCUGCCUACUCAUCGGCAGCAGUGUCAUCCUUAAGAAGAAAGGCCUCAUACGCCUUGUGGCCACAGGGGCCACCAGGGCAGUGUCUGCUGGAGAAGUUGCCAACUUUGGGGCCUAUGCAUUUGCACCUGCUACAGUUGUCACACCGCUGGGAGCACUGAGCGUCCUCAUAAGCGCCAUCUUCUCCUCCUAUUGCCUGGGAGAGAGCCUGAAUCUUCUGGGGAAGCUGGGCUGUAUCAUCUGUGUGGCUGGCAGCACAGUGAUGGUCAUACAUGCCCCCAAGGAGGAGAAGGUCACUACUGUUGUGGAGAUGGCUUCUAAGAUGAAAGACACAGGGUUCGUUGUAUUUGCGGUCCUUCUGGUGGUAUCCUGCCUCAUCCUCAUCUUCAUUGUUGCUCCGCGUUAUGGGCAAAGGAAUAUUCUCAUUUACAUCAUCAUCUGCUCUGUGAUUGGAUCCUUCUCCGUGACUGCCGUCAAGGGUCUGGGUGUCACCAUCAGGAACUUCUUCCAGGGCUUACCAGUUGUUCGCCACCCCCUGCCCUACAUCCUGUCUCUCAUCCUGGGACUUUCCAUCAUCAUUCAGGUCAACUUCCUCAACAGGGCACUGGAUAUUUUUAACACCUCCCUGGUCUUCCCCAUCUACUAUGUUUUCUUUACCACGGUGGUAGUGGUCUCCUCCAUUGUCCUCUUCAAGGAGUGGUAUACCAUGUCUGCUGUGGACAUUAUGGGCACCCUGUCUGGCUUUGUCACUAUCAUCUUGGGUGUUUUCAUGCUUCAUGCUUUCAAAGAUUUGGACAUCAACCAAAUCAGCUUGCCACACACUCACAAAAACACAACUCCAGCUCCUGCCCCAGAGCCCACCGUCAUUAAACUAGAAGAUAAGAAUGUCCUUGUGGACAACAUAGAACUUGCCAGCACACCAUCACCACAACAGAAGCCCAAAGUAUUUAUGAUCGAUUCUUAA
Molecule: messenger RNA, 1164 nt
Organism: Cricetulus griseus (Chinese hamster)
Lineage: Eukaryota; Metazoa; Chordata; Mammalia; Rodentia; Cricetidae
Source: RefSeq, a predicted model, not a curated record